CCGUUGAGUUUGGCGCAGAUGAAUGCCUUAGUCCAGACAGUAUUCCAAAGGGGCAACCACUGCAAGCAUUCCUCAUCGAGAAGUACAAUGGUGGUUUUGAUUAUACGUUCGAGUGCGUUGGACGAGUGGAAACAAUGCGUCAAGCACUUGAAGCUGCGCAUAAAGGCUGGGGCGAAUCGUGCAUUCUUGGUGUUGCUGCAGCUGGGAAAGAAAUUUCAACGCGUCCGUUCCAGCUUGUCACUGGUCGUACGUGGAAGGGAAGUGCUUUUGGAGGUUGGAAAAGUGUCGAUAGUGUCCCGAAACUUGUUGAGGAGUACCAGAAGGGUAAAAUUGCGCUUGAUAAAUUUAUCACUGGCCAUUAUGAUUUAUCACAGAUCAAUGAAGCAUUUGAAUCGUUGCAUUCCGGCCAAGGGCUCUUUAUGGAAAAUAUCACUUUAGGUUAUGGGAAUGGUGACUGUUUGUUUGCAAGGCUAUUCAUUAAUACGUUUGAGCACAGACAGUCGUUGGAUUUAUCAUUAACAGUAU
Messenger RNA from Gongylonema pulchrum, 525 nucleotides. The record is from the annotation of a GenBank genome assembly. NCBI's taxonomy places the organism in Eukaryota, Metazoa, Nematoda, Chromadorea, Rhabditida, Gongylonematidae.